Arthroderma uncinatum is the source of this 567-nucleotide messenger RNA. RefSeq lists its product as uncharacterized. The record is from RefSeq and is a predicted model, not a curated record. The transcript is spliced from 2 exons. NCBI's taxonomy places the organism in Eukaryota, Fungi, Ascomycota, Eurotiomycetes, Onygenales, Arthrodermataceae. Bases 1 to 567 code for a protein of 188 amino acids.
AUGCUUAAUCUGGACGUUGAUGCUGACUUGAAAGCUGAUGAGGGGACCGAGACGGGUGAGGGAUCGUUACCAAACCGAUUUGCUGCGUCACUCGGGUCGUUUACUGCCCUGACCCAUCUUAGCAUUGGCGUUGACUUGCUCCUGGGGAAGCCCAUUGAGGUCAACCAGAACCCUCCCCCAUCUUUCCGGUUGCUUGAUAUCCUACCUCCGAACCUGGAACAGCUAGCCAUACGUGGGUACAAGGCUGGUGAAUGCCAAUUUCACACAGAUCAAAUCUCGUCUUUAGAAAGAAGUCGGGAUAAGAGUAAUUGUUUGGAGAGGAUUACCGGAAUCGAUGAGCCAAUUCCAAGGGGGGUACAUAGAUCGCCCUCCUACUCCGGUCCGAAUCAUGAAUAUUGGGUAGAGGAAUACGACUGGGCAACUGAACCAGAGGAAUUUGACGAGGUAGAGCCAAGAUAUUCGGAUCUGAGCGGGGAUGAAACGGAGACUCAGGGAGUCGAUAUGCAGUACACCCGAAACUUAAAUCAGAUCGUCUUCAUGGGAUACUUGAUGGAUAAGGAACUAUAG